Ruditapes philippinarum (Manila clam) is the source of this 1184-nucleotide messenger RNA. RefSeq names its product E3 ubiquitin-protein ligase TRIM33-like. The transcript has 5 exons. The record is from RefSeq and is a predicted model, not a curated record. The annotation marks the transcript as partial. NCBI's taxonomy places the organism in Eukaryota, Metazoa, Mollusca, Bivalvia, Venerida, Veneridae.
AUGGAGGUAUCUGGCAAGAGACUUCGUAAUUAUUGUAAACCUUGUGAGCGACUUAAGACGUCAACAUACUCGGAUGGUUUCUGUUCACAAUGUGCAGAAGAAAUGUGUCAAAGAUGUUUUGAUACACACAAACAAUUCAAGCUUAACCAGGGACAUAAGCUUGUCCAAUCAGUCGAGGCUAGAUCAAAAAGCAAAGAAACACCAAAAUUCGAUAAUUGUAUAAAACAUCUCAACGAAGAUAUUAAGUUUUUCUGUCCCGAACAUGACCAAGUAGGUUGUGGCGAUUGUAUGGUAAUGUCCCAUAAAACCUGUAAAGUGGAGUAUAUACUUGAACACAUCGAUGGAUAUAAAGACAGUAAAGAGUUCACAAAAAUUAAGAAGGACAUAGAGAAGUUUGACGAUGAAGCAGAAACUAUAUUAGGACGCAUCAGAAGCAACAAGGACCAUGUAAAAGAUGUCAACAAAAAAUUUGCUCUUGACGUCAAAUCAUUCCGGGAUGAAAUGAUUGCACAUAUCACGAAACUGUCUGAUGAAAUGCUGAAAUAUGGAGAUGAUAUCAUGGCAGCAGACAUGAAAAAGAUCGAAAAUCUAGAAAAAGAGAAUAAAAACCUAGUUGAUGAAACAAAUGGUAUGAGAGACACACUACAAUUAGAAGCUGAUCAGCCUUACAAAAUGUUCAUCAGUUCCUUGUCAUACAGACAAAAUCUUCAUCUCGUCCGAAACCAGCUAGAAAGAAUCAAAACGAACAAUACGAUUGAAAUGUACGACUUCGUGUCUGACUGUAAUCUCGAACAGUUGAUGAAAACUUGUAAACAACUAGGAGUGUUGCAUAAGCCAAACGAAUCUGGUGCAGCACUUAGAGAAGAAACUGUAAAAGCAAACAGAGCAACACCAUUGACAAAGGCUCUAUGUUCACCAACAGAUCAACCAUUGCUGGACAGACAAUUUGUUUGCAAAAACCUCAUCAUUGACGGAGACAUUAUCAGUUAUGUUGAAAAAGCAAGCGGUCACCUUGGUCUGUUUAUUGACACCCACUUAGUUGAUCAUUUAGAUAUUUUUGAAAUCGAGAUUGUGAGCAUUGGUAGAGGCGGAGGUAUAGCUAUCGGUGUGGUACCGGAUGACUAUCCAAAUAAUCUUCUAUCUGGAUUAGGAAAAGAUUCCUAUGGAUACCAUUCAGAUGGCCA